UACAAGAAACAUUUCUUCCACAUCUAAAACGAGAAAUUUCCGCCGCCUCUCUCUCUCUCUCUCUCGCCAUCACUGUAACGCGCCUACGAGACCGGACCAUUCUUCACUCCUCUCCCCUUUUCUCAUCGUACGUUUCUUUCUUUCUUCUUUUUCACAUUCUCUUUCUGACUCUCAUCCUUCCACUUAUAAAAGUGAAAAAUUGAAUCUUUUCCCAAUACAGAACGAGAAAAUUCGACCCCUUUUUCUCUCUCAUGUUUUCGAUCAUCUUGGGUUUCCCUCGAAUUCUGGUGGGUCGUCUCGUUUCUCUCCUGAUUUCAGUUUCUUCUCCGUAGAGAGAGAGAGAGAGACCCGUUAAGAAGAAAGAACAUAAAGGAGGUUUUCUCGUGCUCUUGGGUUUUGCAGUUCACGUGAGCCACCAUUAAUGCCAUUUUGUUUUCUUCUUCAGCUAAAUUAGAGCCUCUGGUAGUCGAGUAUUGGGGAUUUUUCCCGCAAGUAGAAGUGAUUAGCUAUGUUGAAUUUUGCUAGAGCAAGAAGCCAAGGGAGGCAUAACAGAUCUAUGUCUCUUGGAGAUCUUGGUGAUUUUGGGACUGUAGGACUUGAUUAUGCAGACCCAAAGAGGAAAAACAAUUACUUGGGGAAGGUUCUUUUGGCUGCUUCCCUUACAGCCCUUUGCAUUUUCAUGCUCAAACAAUCCCCCUCAUUCAAUACCCCAAGUGUGUUUUCCCGGCAUGAACUUGGGGUUACCCAUGUGUUAGUCACUGGUGGUGCUGGUUAUAUCGGCUCUCAUGCAGCUUUACGGCUUCUGAAGGAUUCGUAUCGUGUGACCAUUGUGGACAAUCUUUCGCGUGGAAAUAUUGGUGCUGUCAAGAUUUUGCAAGAGUUGUUUCCUGAACCUGGAAGGCUUCAGUUUAUUUAUGCCGAUCUUGGAGAUGCUAAGGCCGUGAACAAAAUAUUUUCAGAGAAUGCAUUUGAUGCAGUGAUGCAUUUUGCUGCAGUUGCUUAUGUUGGGGAAAGCACUCAAGAUCCUCUCAAGUAUUAUCACAAUAUUACAUCAAAUACAUUAGUGGUAUUAGAGGCGAUGGCUUCUCAUCGUGUCAAGACUCUAAUAUAUUCAAGCACAUGUGCCACUUACGGGGAGCCUGAAAAGAUGCCAAUUACAGAAGAUACUCUUCAGGUACCGAUCAAUCCAUAUGGAAAGGCUAAGAAGAUGGCAGAAGAUAUAAUCUUGGAUUUCUCUAAGAAUUUGGACAUGGCAGUUAUGAUCCUAAGAUAUUUCAACGUGAUCGGAUCUGAUCCAGAGGGCAGACUGGGUGAAGCCCCGAGGCCUGAGUUACGAGAGCAUGGACGGAUAUCCGGUGCUUGCUUUGACGCUGCACGAGGCAUCAUCCCGGGCCUGCAGGUUAAAGGAACAGACUACAAAACCAGUGAUGGAACUUGCGUUCGGGAUUACAUUGAUGUCACUGACUUGGUCGAUGCCCAUGUUAAGGCUCUUGAAAAGGCAAAACCCCAUAAAGUCGGAAUCUUUAACGUCGGGACAGGAAAGGGUAGUUCGGUGAAGGAGUUUGUGGAGGCGUGCAAGAAGGCAACAGGGGUCGAUAUCAAAGUGGACUACCUGCCCAGACGGCCGGGGGACUAUGCGGAAGUUUACAGUGAUCCGAGCAAGAUCAGGAGGGAACUGAAUUGGACAGCUCGGUUCACGAAUCUCCAAGAGAGCUUGGAGGUUGCUUGGAGAUGGCAGAAGCUGCACCGCCAUGGCUACGGACCAUCAUCCUCUUCCUCUGUCUCAGCUUACUGACCCAUUUGGUUUUGAUAGUGAUGGAGAGAAACUCAUUUUACAGGUAGAUGGUUUGAUUUUUGGGAUCUGAGAUGGGAAUGAGACACGUGCGUGUGAGUUUUGCUUGAUUGCUAUCAUUGAUAUAUUCAUUUGUAAUGGCUAUAGAGGUGGCUUUUA
Tarenaya hassleriana is the source of this 1951-nucleotide messenger RNA. RefSeq names its product UDP-arabinose 4-epimerase 1. Bases 509 to 1795 code for a protein of 428 amino acids. Gene Ontology annotation, biological process: beta-D-galactose catabolic process via UDP-galactose, Leloir pathway. The transcript has 11 exons. The record is from RefSeq and is a predicted model, not a curated record. Gene Ontology annotation, cellular component: cytosol. NCBI's taxonomy places the organism in Eukaryota, Viridiplantae, Streptophyta, Magnoliopsida, Brassicales, Cleomaceae. Gene Ontology annotation, molecular function: UDP-glucose 4-epimerase activity.